Messenger RNA from Spizellomyces punctatus DAOM BR117, 808 nucleotides. RefSeq names its product mitochondrial 37S ribosomal protein RSM19. The transcript has a single exon. Gene Ontology annotation, biological process: ribosomal small subunit assembly; translation. Gene Ontology annotation, molecular function: structural constituent of ribosome. Bases 1 to 426 code for a protein of 141 amino acids. Gene Ontology annotation, cellular component: cytosolic small ribosomal subunit; ribosome. NCBI's taxonomy places the organism in Eukaryota, Fungi, Chytridiomycota, Chytridiomycetes, Spizellomycetales, Spizellomycetaceae. The record is from RefSeq and is a predicted model, not a curated record.
AUGGGCCUCAAGAGAUCAGACAGGUUCGGACACGAUACGCUGACUCAACAUUGUUGCUAUGGAAGCAAUCCUAAUCGCACUUCGUUGGCAGAAAUUGCUAGUCGCUAUACAAAUUUGAAUCGCCGAUACAUCUACCUCAUUGCCCCUACUCCGUACCUGUCCCCCGACUCGAACACAAUGCGCUCCGUUUGGAAAGGCCCAUUCUUCGUUCCGUUCCCAGCUGUUAAAGCCGGGGAGCCAGUGAAGACCAUGGCUCGGGCGAGCACCAUUUUACCCAGCCAUGUAGGACGCAAAUUCUUGGUGCACAAUGGAAAGGACUACAUACCUGUGCUUGUAACGGAGCAAAUGGUCAACCGGAAGUUGGGGGAAUUUGCGUUUACGAGGAAGUCGUUCUCAUUUAAGAAGAAGGAUGAUAAGCGGAGAUAAGCUGGAAAGAACUGAAGACUCUUCGGAAGAGUGCACCCGAAAGAGCAAAUGGAGGAGAAUACUGAACAAGCGGGAGCGCCUGCCUUCUCUGUCGGGCCCGCUUCCGCUGUGAUCGACUGGAGACUUUCAUGCGAACGAACAUAUGUACAUAUAUCAUCUGCUUUUUUAUUAAAACGAUUUAGGCGGUGAAGGGCUGUAGUAGAGUAUGCGAUCAUGUGGGAUGUAUAAUAGAACUGCUAGUGCGAGCUGCGGAAUAUUUCUUGCAUCAGUCUGAAAGAAACCAGCUCAUUUGUUGCCGAGCCGGCGAUGCUAGAGACGUUAUCAAUGGCGCUUAAUCUUAGUGCUAUAUCACUCAGUCAUUGUUUUACACUUUCGCAUCCGA